Messenger RNA from Clarias gariepinus (North African catfish), 4084 nucleotides. RefSeq lists its product as uncharacterized. Bases 548 to 1159 code for a protein of 203 amino acids. The record is from RefSeq and is a predicted model, not a curated record. The transcript has 6 exons. Lineage: Eukaryota; Metazoa; Chordata; Actinopteri; Siluriformes; Clariidae.
CCUGUUUGCGUCAGAGCCCCAGCAGUGCGGAAGCGUUUACUCACACCUGAGUGUUAUUCCUUACCGGCAAAAACAAAAACAUGUCCUUCACUGCCUUCAUCUUCUUUUAUCUUCUAUUCCUGGAAGUUCAACCCUAACACAGAAACAGCAUUGCAGGAGCUCAUGCAGUCAGAGGAAGCAAGUGUUUGGCUUCAUGUACUCACAUGAAGCACAAUGGCAACUUCCUGUUUUGUUUCUAUUUGAAACAACUUCCCACAACAUCUCACACAUAUAUAGUCACUGAAAAUAUAAAGAAGUGGGUUUUAAAAAAAAGACAGCCAUUGCAAUGAGGAGCUUUGAUUGAAAACAGGAGGCACCUACUAAUCACGAAGGAAUUGUUGAUGGUCGUGCUGAAAGAUUAAAAGGACUAUGAGGAAGGACAUAUGAUAACGUCAGCUGCUACUACAAGACCCCAGUGGAUACUUUAACCUCUUUUAAUCUGUGCAUUACAUCUUUACUGCACAGAUUAGAUGAGAGAGGUGAAUCUGUGAAGUGUGUGUGUGCAGUAAUGGAGGACUUGACUGAAAAUGACUUUGAGAGAUGUGAACAGUUUGCGGACUGGUCCACCUUUAGCUCGGAACACUGGGAUGUGAAUCACAGGGACAGCGCUGGCUUUGGGGAUUGGGGUAGUUUUAAUGAAGGUCUCAGUGAAGAGAGUGCUUCUGCAGACUUAUCAUCUCAGGAGGAACAAAUUUCUGGCCAUGAACACAAGGUAGAGCAAGGUGAUGAUCCCUGGACUGUGAUCUGUGAUUGCUUUCACAUUGAGGAGAUUGUGAGAGACACAGACAUGAUGGAUGUCCUGCCACUGUCACAGCUACUGCACAACUCCACACAUACACCUUAUCCAUCAGCAGUACUAUCAAGAAAGGGUUCCAGCUUUUACCAUGAGCUGUUGCAUGAGCCAAAGUCUCCUAGAAUCAUUGGUCCUAAACUCAACUUGCAUUCCCACCAGCAGCUCACUGACACACUACAGCUCAAACAAUCUAUCAUUUUACAGAACACUGAUUUACCUCAUAUUGGGAUCGAGAAGCCUAAAAUUGUCCCUGCUGCACUCAUUCAAACUAAGGUUUCUACCUGCUUUACGUCUGGAGAUGACACAGGCCAUGGCUCCAGAAGCUGAGUAUCAUUGUCAAUGUUUUUCACUAGUGUUUCAGAAAAUUAGCACAACUCUGUAACCAGAUACCGCUGAGGGCAGAACAGAUGGGAUAUGUUGUCUUAAUACGCUUGACCACCACUGUACUUUGCAAUACAUCGCAUUUCCGUAUGGGGUUUGUGGUUUUACUGUUGUAUUUUCUGAUUUGCUUUUGCUUUUAUUUUCUGGUUUUGAUUUCCUCAUUUAGGCCACUGUAGGUCUGCCUGAAAGUCAACAUAUAAAAUCUAUUUGCAACUUGUUUACUAAACACUUGUCCUGUUUUAUCGUGUAGCUUACAGCAGCCACGUGGUGUCAAAAUUCACCUGGAUUCUUCUACCAGAUCUCUCGCCAGUGGCUCAGCCAGAACAGUCCAAGACUACAGAAUCAACAGGACAAGAAGGACUUACUAUAAUGAAACAUACAUAUUACUACAGUCAAACACUGUACACAAAAUCUUUGUGAUGAUAUCCAGAUAAGAAUAUAAACAUUUUACAGAAAAGGAUUUUUUCCAUGUACUGUAUAGUGGGAAGUAGGUGUUACAAAUUUAAAUUCACUCUGUGUAUGCAUCCAUUAUACUUGGUCCCAAGGCAUCCUAAUAAACACCCACAUUAUGUCCAGAAUAGGUGGGAAAAGGCAGUGAACAAAGUGUUUACAAUGUAGGUUUCUACAAAUCUGCCAUGAAGAUCUGAUGCUUUACGUUUAUGGCUUAUAGGCAUGGUCUAUUUUCAAGAAAGAAAAAUGUUUUUGUUUUUUUGAAAUUCAGUUUUAUUUGAACAAUUUUGUGAUUUUAGAAAAAACUUUUUUUUCUGUUUUUUCUGGUGUUUUUUUUUUUUUUUUUUUUUAAGUUUUUCCAAAAUCACAAAAUUGUUUAAAGAAACUGAAUUUAUAAUGCACAUAGCCAUUUUCCCCAACAUUGUUUAGUUCCAUGUUUGCUCUAUGGACAGUUUCAUUGGAUGUGAAGCAGCAAACAGACAGGUAAUAACACUUUUUGUUUUAGACUCCAGCCCAGAAUGAGUCAAUUUAUUUGUUUUCCAUUUUCUCCAUUUGUGCUGACAGUGUGGCUGUGCUCUGUAUAUCUAUUUCUAUUGAUCAUACAAUCCAUAGCCAAGAGAAAAACUCUAUAAAAUAAUAUUUUAUUGUAUCAAAGUCAGGACCCUUUAAUGUCCAAGUUAUAUGUGAAACUGAUGAAGUGUGGUCUUGUAUUUAUUAUUAUUAUUUCCAUCAAGGACAAAGUAAUUUACUGAAGGGGUAUUCUAGUUUUCCAGUACAUCAGCUGAUUUAUUUUUAUUGGCCAGAAGGAGUGGUUAAUGAUUUAAGAGUUAAGUAUUUCUUAUGGACACACAUCUGUUUAGUCCCAAUCCUGUGAGUUCAUGUCACAGUGUGCAUGUGAAAAUGCUUUUACCUUUAUCAUAAAACAUAGCAGUGAUUUAUGCUUUAGAUUUUUUUUUAAUGCUGCGACUUCACCAAAUAUUUAAGUUAUCUCAGAACAAUAUAAUUCAUAAUUUUUGGACAACAUUUAUUCCAUGAAAUUGACAGGUCAGUACUAUCUGUGUGACAGAAUAAAAAACAUCUGGGUAAAUCAAUUCUGACCAACAGAUAUAACUUAAUAAUUCCAAGGAGACAAUAAUUGUUUUUUUGUUUGUUUGUUUUUAAAUUUUUUUUUUUUUUAGUGGCGGUGAGAUGCAGGGUUAAAAAGAAAUGACUGUAACCUGUCAACCCUGGCUAUCGAUAUAUUUACUUAAACAAAGUGAGAAAACAUUUGUCUUUAAAAUAGUUUGCCGGAUGUGUUUUGCUGUUGACUCUCAGCUGCCUUUUAUAGCCUUACUAAAAAAAAGAGUCACUAGAAAGUAGCCUACAGCAUGAAGGAUAGCCUUUUAAAAUAAUUUAGUUUAAAGCUAUGUUUUUAUUAAUGUCUUCUUGCUCCAACAUGGUUUUUGUGAAGUCACUGCUUAUUACAUCCCUCAAAGGAUGUCAGUGGUUUUGUGCACCACACCCAGUAUAAAGUGUUAGAGAAAUAAACUGAUCGAAAUAGUUUGUUUUAAUAUUAAAGUAUUUAUUUCAUAUAACUAUAAUAUAAGCAAUGUUUUUUCACAUUGUGUACAUUUUAAAAUACUGUAAUAUUUAUUAAACACUAAACACAUUAACCAUACUGAAUGUAUACUUUGUAUGUAAAUGUUUUUUUUACCAGAAUGAUGCAUUAGAGUCUUGAUUGAUGCUCAGUAAAUUUCCUUCAUGUAUAUUUACUUCAAUAUUCCUUUAACUGAGUAAAAUUUAUAUUUUUAAUAUAUAAUGCCAGACCUUAACAUAUUUACUGUAAGUUAAGGUUGAUAGGCUGUAGGUUUUUUGGUAUAUACAAAAGCAUUAAACAUUUACUGUACAAGAAUACAUUUUCAUUCAGGUAAAAUACAGUUACAGUGGGGAAAAGCCACCAGUCAGCCACCAAUUGUGCAAGUUCUCCCAUUUAAAAAGAUGAGAGAGGCCUGUAAUUUUCAUCUUAGGUAUACCUUAACUACGAGAGACAAAAUGAGAAAAUAAAAUCCAGAAAAUCACAUUGUAGGAUUUUUAAAAAAUUUAUUUGCAAAUUAUGGUGGAAAAUAAGGAUUUGGUCACCUACUGGACAAACAAGCAAGAUUUCUGGCUCUCACAGACCUGUAACUUCUUCUUUAAGAGACUCAUCUGUCCUUCACUCGUUACCUGUAUUAAUGGCAUCUGUUAUCGGUAUAAAAGUCAUCCGUCCACAACCUCAAACAAUCACACUCCAAACUUCACUAUGGCCAAGACCAAAGAGCUGUCAAAGGACACCAGAAACAAAAUUGUCCCAACCCCAUUAAAAAUCUUUGGAGGGAGUUGAAAGUCUGUGUUGCCCAGCGACAGCCCCAAAACAUCAACAAGGAUGGGCCAGAAUUUUCUGGA